CUUUCCUCCCCCAUUAUCAUUUCAUAUAUGCCAUCUCUUCUUGGACUGUUGAAACAUUAGCUUCCUUCUUUUAUCCCCAUCCCUUAUUUAAGUACAACCUCCUCCAUUUCUUCAACCCUCUCUCUCUCUCUCUCUCUCUCUCUCUCUCUCUCAAACUCUUCAUUAAUUCUACCUUUUCCCAAAUUGAGUGUGUGUGUUUAUUUUUGUUGCAAUGAUUUCCAAAAGGGAACAAGAAGAAGCAAAUGAGAUGGUGGAAAACAACCAAGAUAGUGAUAAUGAGGAAGAUGAUAAGUUGGGAGAUUGGUUGAGUUUAAGCCUCAACUCAAAUGAGCCAUCUGCAGCUGGGGACUGUGAUCCUCUGUCACCAAAACCAUCAACUAGCAGCAACAAGGUUUUCUCAUGCAACUUUUGCCUGAGGAAAUUCUAUAGCUCACAGGCCUUGGGAGGUCAUCAAAAUGCACACAAAAGAGAAAGAGGAGCUGCCAAAAGGUACCAGUCUCACAGAAUGAUGAUGUCAUCAAUGGGGUUUCCAUUCAACCCUGUAGCUGCAGCAAGGUCACUGGGUGUCCAGCCUCACUCACUUGUGCAGAAGCCAAGCAGAUCAGAUGGGUCUUCAAUGGUGGCAAGAUUUAGUGACCCCAGCACAGGUUUUGGGAUGGCAUGGACACCGUUCAUGCUUGAAGAAACCAUGGAUUUGAUUUGGCCAGGAAGUUUUCGUGUGGACAAAUUUCCAACACAAGAAUCAGAUGUACAUAAUAAGCAGCUGGACUUAAAUCUUCGACUGUGAUUCUAAAAUCUGAUCCUAGUGUUUGUAUUUCAAUCUAAAUUCUUCUUCUUUU
Messenger RNA from Prunus dulcis (almond), 839 nucleotides. Its product is annotated as zinc finger protein 7-like. The record is from RefSeq and is a predicted model, not a curated record. The coding region runs from base 212 to 787 and encodes 191 amino acids. NCBI's taxonomy places the organism in Eukaryota, Viridiplantae, Streptophyta, Magnoliopsida, Rosales, Rosaceae. The transcript has a single exon.